Molecule: messenger RNA, 1301 nt
Organism: Dermacentor albipictus
Lineage: Eukaryota; Metazoa; Arthropoda; Arachnida; Ixodida; Ixodidae
Product: proteasome inhibitor PI31 subunit-like
Biological process (GO): proteasome-mediated ubiquitin-dependent protein catabolic process
Molecular function (GO): endopeptidase inhibitor activity; proteasome binding
Source: RefSeq, a predicted model, not a curated record
UAUUGACAUAGCCAUAACCACGGGCCAUAACCGAUCGCCGGCUUCUCAGAGCAAGCUUGCUUUCGAUUCCAGUGGAGGCGCGGUACUUCGUCAGCUAUCUUUUCGAACGUUUUAAUGUCAGCACAGGUUGUAGUUGUUCUGUAAUGUGAGCCUGUUGGCAUAAUGAGCUCUGCAGGAGAAGUUUCCGGCCUUUCGGCAUUCGAAAAUUACUUUGCUUUGGAACUGCUUUUUAAAUCAUGUAAUGAGAGUUUGCAGUCGAAAGAGGAUGCGCUUGUAGUUCUCGCUCACUACCUCCUGGUGAGAAAUGGCAAACGCUGCGCAGGAAUCGGCGAAACAUGGGAUGGUAAUGCCGAGCACUGUACCACAGAACUGCUGCCUCCUGGUUGGAAUGAAAACCAAGGCUCGUACACCAUCCGUUACAUAUCUGCUCAAAAUAAUGAGCGAUAUUUGCUGAAGGCAGUCCGAGCAGACAACUCUCUUCUGAUUUGUGUCUUGAACAUUAAAGAGGAUAAAACAGCGUCAACUAGUCUGAAUGUUGGCAAGUAUGUGUCUGAGGAAUACAAGGACUGCUCUCGGGCAUUCAAGGACUUGAAUGCUGUGGUCGAAAAGGUGAACCGAGAGGUGAUUAAUGUCCUUGAGCACAAUGAAAGUGAGAUUUCUGGUGUUCGUGGUGCUUCAUCAGCCACUUCCCAUGAAAGAGUUCUGCGCAUGCUCACAGGGCAGCCUAGCAUGGAGUGUCCUCGGGCUCGAGAGCCAGCUCAACUGGGCCAGCGAGAUCUGGAUCCAUUCUUUGGGGGCCGCUCUGGUGGGGGGAUGAUCAUGGAUCCAAGGGAGCUAACACGGCCUCUACACCCCAACCCUGGAGCAACCAUUCCCGGCCUUCCAAGAGCAACAGUUCCUCCUGGGGCCCGGUUUGACCCAUUUGGACCUUCAUCUACUAAUGAUCCUGCAGGAUUGAGAUUUGCUGGGCCUAACCCGGACCAUGCUAUGAGGCCCCCAGACUAUGAUGACAUGUUUAGCUGAACUGGACAAGUCUCCGUUUUGCCAUGGUCUUUGGCAGUGUGUGUGUGUGUGCAAAUACAGAGUGAAAAAAAAAAAAAGGAAGAUCAAGUGUGCUUCCUUUGUUACAAGUGCAUGUGCAGCAUUGCAGAUAGCCAGAAAAAACUACAAGCUUGUCUUGUGUAUGCCUCUCAGAUGUUGUAAAGUUUUUCUGAGCAAGAAAAAAGAACAUAUUUUGAUACAUUUUAUCUUGGAGUGUUUUGUUUCAUUAUUUGCGUUGAAUAAAAGUUUUGUCCCAGAAA